This is a messenger RNA of Mesorhabditis spiculigera, 2874 nucleotides long. The record is from the annotation of a GenBank genome assembly. Lineage: Eukaryota; Metazoa; Nematoda; Chromadorea; Rhabditida; Rhabditidae.
AUGCUCGUCGUCAUCAUUCACCCGGAGCAAUGGAACGGCGGAUCGGAUCGGUGUACGGUGGCUAUGAUACGCUACUUCGUCAAUGCUGGACACCGCGUCGUGUGGCUGACCACGAUGAUUGACGAAUAUUGGCGGAACCAUCAGUGGGAAGGAGUUGAAGUUCGCGACAUCGGUCUAAAGCUUCACCCCGGAGACUGGUUCUCACAAAAUGUCGCUCUCGGCUGGUAUCUGUCUUUUUCCGACCUGAACCCGGACCUCGUCGUCAUCGACCACAGUGCCAGUUGCGUCCCUUUACUCAAGUGGCGUUUCCCGAGCGUGAAAAUGUUGUUCUACUGUCACUUCCCGCAACAGCUGGUCACCCCUUCCAGGCUUUUCCUGUAUCGCUGGUAUUCCCGUAUGAUCGGCGUCGCCGAGGAGUACCUCUUCGAGAAGACCGACAUCAUCAUGGUCAACAGCCAUUUUACCGCAAACCAAUUCCGACGCGUCAUGCCGACGAUCCCGGACCACAAGAUUCAGGUCGUCUACCCACCCUGCGACGUCGACGCUAUUGUCAGCCAGGCGGCCACAGCCAUCAGCAGAAAGAACCGCGCCCCAAACGACCGCUACAUCUUCAUGUCGAUGAACAGAUUCUGGCCCGAGAAACGGCUGGAUAUUAUAGUCGAGGCGGCAGGUAUCCUGAAGCGCCGCGGCUACAAAUUCCUUGUUCAACUCGCCGGCUCGGUGAUGCCGCACAUCCCGGAGAGCAAGAUUUACUACGACGAUUUGCGAAAGAUGACCAGCGAACUGAACGUGGAAGACGUCGUCGAGUUCGUCCCAUCCCCGUCCGAGCUGCGCAAGUUCGAGCUGUACAGAACCUGCGACUCUGCUCUCUACACGCCUCCCAACGAGCACUUUGGCAUCGUGCCAAUAGAGGCUCUGGAACAGAGACGGCCAGUGAUCGUCUGCGACAGCGGCGGCCCUGCCGAGACGGUCAUCGAGGACGUUACUGGCAACAAGAUUGCGAGCCCGAACCCGGAACUUCUCGCCGACGCGAUGGAGAAGCACAUGAAGCGCGUGGAGUGGCCAGCCCUAGAUACCGACGAUGGCUAUCGAAUUCAGCGCGCCCGCUUCGACCGCGAAUUCUCCUACCAGGGCUUCUGCGACCAUAUCGAGUCGGCGCUGAAGGAGAUGUUCCCCGGAAAGAUCGAGCUUCAUCUUCCCCCUCUUCUUCCCAUCAACUACGCUACUUUCCCGUUUACGGGUAGCCCAGCGGCGAGUCAGCCGAUCAACCGCCAGGCCAACCCCUCGACGAUCCUCCACUUUCCAACCCUUCCGCCAACUUUAAAUUGUGCCCCACCCAUCCAAGAGACGUUUCGAACUACAGCUUCAAUAUCGUCUGUGAAUGGAGGCAACCACUUCAAAAAUACCGGCAUACCCAGAACAACUGCUACUCAAGACAAGGAAUCGAUUGAAUACGGUAAACUCUAUGAUAAAAACGGAUCGCUGAAAGUUGAAGAACUUUUGAAGGAAUUCCCGGACCGCGAAUUCUACUUUGAACUGGGCUCCCCCAUUGAAUUCCUACGCAAAUUCCUGCUGCAAAAUGGCCACGUUUUCGCGUUGAAUCGAAGAACCGAUAGGGCGAAAAACCGGCGAAACGAAUACAGGGACAAGCUGUUUGAGGUUGUCGGCAAGCUCCUCGAGCGAGUAGAAGUCGAAACAUCCGAAUUUCUUGAGUGGUUGCCUACAUCGGAAGACAGCACAGAUUCGCUAGAGCUAAAUUGCUAUGAAGACGAGGAGCCGGGAUAUAAAGCCAAGAUUUUGCUCCACAGACACCGCGAGAUAUUUGUGGAACGAGGCCGCCUCGGUCUACAUGAAGAUACACUCGCCAACUCGCCAGCUUUGUUCGAUUCAACGCUUUUUCCUGAGCUGCAGCCUGACCAAGCCGGAAAACAGAUUGUCCGGGAUCACAGCCAGCUCUAUCGACUCCGCGCCCAGAUUAUCGACGGGAGCUUCACGUUUUUGAAGGCCAUCAUUCUGGAGCCCCCGUUCGCCGGCAGCAAAAUCUCGAUAAUGCCGCACCAUCUGGAGAACGAGGAGCGCCGAAUGUGCGACAUGUAUCCGAUUGGGAGUUUGACCGAAAUCACUUGCAUCACCACCCACAACGCGGCUUGUCAGUUUUUGGCGACGAAGGUAGAGCCGAUCUGCAGCGCGCGAAAUAAUAAUGUGUUUUGUUUAACGCCGGAACACGCAAGCAAGCGCCGCGUGGCUGUGUAUGGCGAUAAGGCGCCGUGGUUCAGCUGUUACUGGAUGGUGAAGGGCGCGCUGCCGAAUGCUUGUAUUUUGAGUCAAUUGACUGAUCAACAGGAAGCCGAACGAACCGAAAGAUGUCGGAUUGCUUUGAUAACUUCGCUACUACCGCGAGUCGAGCGGCCACUCGCCGAAAUGGCGGCAAUGACUAUGCUGACCCUCGUUCCGAACGCCGAGCCCCCAUUCCCCUCCGUACCUCAGCAUCGCCCGCUCGAGCUUUUCGACAAGCACGACUACCUCGUCUACUUCAUCCAACAUCACCCGCAUUUAUGGCAAAUCUAUGAGAAAGAAGACGACCUCGAGCUGAACCAACAAGGCAUCGACAUGGUCCGCGCGUAUGGCCCACGUCAACGAGCGCGUUUUUUGGAGUUGUUGCGGAUCGUGGCGGAGGCGGAUCCGAAUCGCGGUGUCAAAUUUGAAGAAGUGGUCAACAAAUUCCACGCCGCGUACCCGCACACAUUGGAAUCGCAAAUCCAGGGCUGGCUCCACACGAUGGGCACGAUUGUGACGAAACGCUGGGAUAGCGAAGAAAAUCAAUGGAACUACCGCACCAACGGCUACGUCAAAAAUGGGUAUUUCUUUUUAAAA